Messenger RNA from Puntigrus tetrazona (Sumatra barb), 4918 nucleotides. It is a transcript of the gene limk1a, whose product is annotated as LIM domain kinase 1a. The coding region runs from base 575 to 2542 and encodes 655 amino acids. The record is from RefSeq and is a predicted model, not a curated record. Gene Ontology annotation, cellular component: nucleus; cytoplasm; neuron projection. Gene Ontology annotation, molecular function: protein binding; protein serine/threonine kinase activity; ATP binding. Gene Ontology annotation, biological process: actin cytoskeleton organization; protein phosphorylation; positive regulation of stress fiber assembly. Lineage: Eukaryota; Metazoa; Chordata; Actinopteri; Cypriniformes; Cyprinidae. The transcript is spliced from 16 exons.
AAGCAGGCCGGUAACAUUACAGUAAAACACUGAUACUGUCUUAUUUCCGUCUUGAGACUUUCACAACCCCCCAAUAUAAAAUAAAAAAAAUAUAUAGUACUUAUUACUGUUAAGAAUGAAAGGAAAAUAUGCAACUUUGCUUGGUGAUAUUUCUUUGGAAACUCUUCUGUACUAACAGAGACUCACGAGAAGUCUAUUUAAACUCUAUUUUAUAUGACAUUUUCCCAGUAAAACCAUUCUAACUUGCAAUUAAAUGUAUAUAUUUUACGAAUAGACCUACAUAUCGUCCUCUUGUCUAAUUUGACUUCCUUCUCUGUUAUCUGGCGUCACAAAGUAUUCCUACAGACACGAGCUCGCGCCACAGAGGCCGUGCGCAUGCGCGCCAGUGUUUUCCAGGGACGGCGUUCAUCGGGCAGACAUGUUUCUUCAGAGGAGUCCCACUAUGGCAAAGGCCGGGGAAGCGCCCUCGCCGUCCGCAGCCCUUUCCCGACGUGCGUGACGCAGCGCGCCGCGUGUAAUAUUCAUGAGGCGAGGCGAGCCCUUCCAGCGCGUCCGACCGCAGAGGGGAGCUUGAAUGAGGUUGAUGCUGCUCUGCUGCUCCUGGAAGGACGAACGCAUGGGAGAGGAGGAAGCCGGUGGCAGGUUGCCGGAGUGUGCGGGCUGCAGUCAGCGCAUCUAUGAUGAGCAGUACCUUCAGGCCCUGGACACGGACUGGCACACGCUGUGUUUCAGGUGCUGUGAGUGCAGGGCGUCUCUCUCUCACUGGUACUAUGAGAAGGACAGCCGGCUCUUCUGUAAGAAGGACUACUGGGCUAAGUUCGGGGAGCUGUGUCACGGCUGCUCGGAGCCCAUCACCACCGGACUCAUCAUGGUCGCUGGAGAACAGAAAUAUCACCCAGAAUGCUUCACCUGCCUGAGCUGCCGAGCGUUCAUCGGUGAUGGAGACACGUAUGCUCUGGUGGAGCGAUCCAAACUGUACUGUGGACACUGCUAUUAUCAGACGAUCGUGACCCCGGUCACUCUGCCCGACUCGCCCUGCUCCAGGAUCCCUCACACCGUCACGCUCGUGUCCAUUCCUGCCUCCACCGACGGGAAACGAGGCUUCUCCGUGUCCAUCGAUCAGGGCCCCAGUCCCAACGGCUUCAGCCCCGAACACACACACACCGUCAGAGUCUCAGAGGUGGACCCAGAGUGCAUCAGUCCAGACGUCAAGAACUCUAUUCAUGUUGGCGACCGGAUCCUGGAGAUCAAUGGAACCCCGAUCCAGAACGUUCCUCUGGACGAGAUUGAUCUGCUGAUUCAGGAGACCAGUCGUCUUCUGCAGCUGACCAUUGAACAUGACCCUCAUGAUCACGGGCCCUCGGGGGACCAGGUGGACGGACCCACGCCGCCGUCUGAGGAGCCCAGUCCCAUCACGCCCAUCACACGGCCGCCCAGCCAGGACAUCAACAACCUGCGCUCGCGGAUCAUCACGCGCAGCUACAGCAUCGAUAAAUCCCCAUGCUCCAGUAACACUCCGUCCCCGCUGUCUCUGAGGAAAGACAUCGGCCGCUCCGAGUCGCUGAGGGUCGUGUCCAACCGCACGCACCGAAUCUUCAGAGCCUCCGACCUGAUCCACGGAGAGGUGCUGGGCAAGGGCUGCUUCGGACAGGCCAUAAAGGUGACACACAGAGAGACAGGAGAGGUGAUGGUGAUGAAGGAACUCAUUCGAUUCGACGAGGAAACGCAGAGGACCUUCCUCAAAGAGGUGAAGGUCAUGAGAUGUUUGGAUCAUCCUAACGUUCUGAAGUUCAUCGGCGUCCUCUACAAAGACAAGCGGCUCAACUUCAUCGCCGAGUACAUCAAAGGAGGAACGCUGAGAGACAUCAUCAAGAAUAUGGACAGUGACUAUCCGUGGAAGCAGAGAGUGAGUUUUGCUAAGGACAUUUCCUCUGGGAUGGCGUACCUUCACUCCAUGAACAUCAUCCACAGAGACCUCAACUCACACAACUGUCUGGUCAGAGAGAAUAACAGUGUCGUUGUGGCGGAUUUUGGACUGUCCCGACUCAUGGUGGAGGACAAGAAUCCAGACAAGCUGUCCUCGGGACAGAUCCCGGGCGUGAGGAAACCCGACAGGAGAAAGAGAUACACCGUGGUGGGAAACCCGUACUGGAUGGCUCCCGAGAUGAUUCACGGGAAGAGCUACGAUGAGAAGGUGGACAUCUUCUCGUUUGGCAUCAUGCUGUGUGAGAUCAUCGGCCGAGUCAACGCCGAUCCCGACUUCUUGCCCCGCGCCAUGGACUUUGGGCUGAACGUGAGCGAGUUUUUGGACGAUCACUGCCCGACUGACUGCCCCUCCACGUUCUUUCCCAUGGCAGCGCUCUGCUGUGAUCUGGACGCUGAGAAGCGGCCUGCGUUUGUGAAGCUGGAGUCGUGGCUGGAGAACCUGAAGAUGCACCUGGAGAUGGGUCUUCACCUGGUGUCCGAGCUGGAGCUCAUUCAUCAGGACUUCUGGAGGAAGCACUCGAGGAGCAAGAACGGCCUCCACACGCACCCAGAGUAACAUGUGAACGCAGCACAACUCCACCGCUGUUUCAUCGCGCUAAUAGUCCUCGUGUCAGGCAUGUCCCGCAGUGCACAUACAGUUAUAUACACUUCUAUAAAUGUUUGACACAUUGUAUAUGUGCAGACAUUAUUUUGUAUAGUGAUUGCGCUUUGGCGUACUUUUAUCUGGAUGUUUGCUGAAAUGCAAGUCCUGAUGAGAAGAUCAGGAAAAUAAUGAACGGUCCGUGUCCGACACGUAAAAUGUCCCACAGCUCAGCUCUAAGCUUCACGGGUCAGAUGAACGGAGGGACUCUCUCUUACCCCCAAAUCUAAAAUACGUGUAUAUAGGUGCAUAAAACAACGAAGCCUUUUCUUUAAUGAUGAUUUAUUAUUUAAACUGUAAAGUAACUAAGCACCAUGUUAGUAUUUGUUGUAAUGAAUGUAUUUUAUGGUGAUUUCUCUCCAAGAUCUUCACAGGCUUCGUGUUCUUGUGCAAAAUCAGAUUCCUUUCUAUUGAUUUGGGGUCAAUCUCAUCAAGUUGACAGGACUUCCUGUGUUUUGUGGUGAUCUCAACCAAUCGGAGUGCUCGGUACGGUUGGACUUAUCCCAGGCCUGUGUUUGAAAAGCAGAGCCUGAUUUUAGACCCGCAUGUGGGACGGAGCGUCUCAGGGUCGGCCCUCACUGAGUGUGUGUGUGUGUGUGUGUGUGUGUGGUUUAAGAAGACACAAAUGUGUAUAAUGACAUGGGUACUAAACAUGGUUUAUGAAGACACUUCCAAAACAUGGAGAUAUCUACGGAGAGUCCCCAUAAACCAUAAAAACAAUUGUACGUGUGUGUGUGUGUGUCUCCUCAUGGGAGCUUCAGCUUUACUCCACACCGCUGGUGUAAAUAUCUUCUGUGGAUGCUCUGCAUGCGUCACUGUCCCGUCCUCCACUACUGAUCCAGCUGUUCUCGUCAAGAUCUACAGAUGUUAUUAAGAAAACACAAAGGAGGACCGCCAGGAAAGCACGUGUACAGACGUUAAAAAAAAAAAAAAAAAAAAAAAGUAAAAACAGCCUCUUCUUUGCUCUUGUCGAAUAGAACCACUAUUUUCUCUUUUGUAAGAAGUUGAAAUGCUUUGAUUUGCACUAUAUGUGAAAGCGGUUUGGUGAUGGUCCCUGAAGGAGCCGCGGGCCCCGGGCAGCAGAUGAUCCCAGUGCAGUCACCUCAUCAGCGUGUCAGGUGUGUGUGUGUGUGUGUGUGUGUGUGUGUCACGCUUUCCACACCGACACCGGCUUGCUUGAUCAGGAUAAGAAACAGACUUAAAGGGUCAGUUCACCCAAAAAUGAAAACCUGCAAGAACUUCCUGUCUCUUCAGAACACAGAUGGAGAUAUUUUGGAUGAUAUCUGAGAGCUCUCUGACCCUCCAUACACAGCUGAGAGGCUUGCACCAUAAAGACCCGAUGAAAUCAUCCGUGUGACUUCUGGGAUCCAACUCUAAUUUUCCCAAGUUAUGAGAAUAUUAUUUGUGUGCAAAAAAACUACUUUAUACAGCAGUCUCCCUAUAGUUUAAGGUUAGAGAGUAUCUGCUGAAUGUAACCAAACAGCUUUGUCACACCGAUACGUUUUCUAUGUUUACAUUUAGUUUUGAAAGGAAAUCUCUUAUUUUUGUCUUACCUGCGUUUAACGUGAGUCUCCUUGCUUGUGAUAAUUACACUGCUUUCUACGGGAGGAUCAGAGAAAAUAUAAUUCAUCAGAAAUAUCUUAAUUCGUGCUCCGAAGACGGGUUUGGGAUGAAACGAGGAAGACUAAUUAAUGAGAGAAUUGUCAUUUCGGGGUGAACUGAGCCUUUCAUUCUGGAGCCCUGUUGAAACCGGAUCACAACGAUCUCAGUAUUGUCGUUAACAAGAAGCCAUAUUAUAUGAAAGCCAUUGGAGAGAGCUGAUGAUGAGUGCACUGUUCAUGUGAAAAGAGCACUUCAUAGACGUCACCCUCAGGGUCCCGCUGCUGUCCGAGAAGGUCACAUGGAGUCACGGCUCAUAUCUGUUCACAGACUCGUCCUCAUCAGUGAGAAAGUGCUGAGGAAGCCAGAGGUGGGUCUGGCCGUAGAAUGCUGCAGCUCUUCCUUCUGGAAGCCAUGGUUUUUUACCUCUCCACAUCGCUGUGCCUUUGUUUUAAGCUAGCCUUGCCAACGACUUGUCGUGUGAUUCGAGCCGGACGAGUUCAUGUCUUCAUCGCUUACCUGUUUCCUUUCGUCUUCUAGACGUUUAUAUGUUCCACAUCUCCGUGUUUUAGGUUUAUGGUUUCCUGUGAUCUAAUGUUUUUACUGAAGCUGUGAAAACGACUCUGCACUUUAAACGUACUGGCCGUGAACGGAGGAGAUUCAGGACAGAAUAAAGAGAUGCUCCUGAUGAAA